Molecule: messenger RNA, 919 nt
Organism: Ilex paraguariensis (yerba mate)
Lineage: Eukaryota; Viridiplantae; Streptophyta; Magnoliopsida; Aquifoliales; Aquifoliaceae
Source: the annotation of a GenBank genome assembly
AUGGAUCUUCUUCUCCUAGAGAAGACCCUUUUAGGUCUCUUCUUUGCCAUUAUAGUUGCCACCGUUGUCUCUAAAUUCCGAGGGAAGCGCUUCAAACUCCCUCCUGGACCCAUCCCAAUCCCUGUAUUCGGAAACUGGCUCCAAGUCGGCGAUGACUUAAACCACCGAAACCUCACAGAUUUAGCGAAGAAAUUCGGAGAAAUCUUGUUACUCCGGAUGGGACAACGCAAUCUGGUGGUGGUCUCAUCUCCUGAGCUCUCCAAAGAAGUUCUUCACACGCAAGGGGUCGAGUUCGGCUCAAGAACACGAAACGUCGUGUUCGAUAUCUUCACCGGAAAAGGUCAAGACAUGGUGUUUACCGUUUACGGCGAACAUUGGAGGAAGAUGAGAAGGAUUAUGACUGUUCCAUUCUUCACCAACAAAGUGGUUCAGCAGUAUAGGCAGGGAUGGGAGGAAGAGGCGGCGCGUGUGGUUGAAGAUGUGAAGAACAACCCAGAAGCGGCGAAGAAUGGGAUUGUUUUGAGGAGGAGGUUGCAAUUGAUGAUGUAUAAUAAUAUGUAUAGGAUAAUGUUUGAUCGGAGGUUUGAGAGUGAGGACGAUCCGUUGUUUGUGAAGCUCAAGGCUUUGAAUGGAGAGAGAAGUAGGUUGGCGCAGAGCUUUGAGUACAACUAUGGUGAUUUUAUUCCCAUUUUGAGGCCUUUCUUGAGGGGUUAUUUGACGAUCUGCAAGGAAGUGAAGGAGAGAAGGUUGCAGUUGUUCAAAGACUAUUUCCUCGAUGAGAGAAAGAAGCUUGCAAGCACAAAGCCAAUGGACAACAGUGGGCUAAAAUGCGCUAUUGAUCAUAUCCUCGAAGCCGAACAGAAGGGAGAGAUCAACGAGGACAACGUCCUUUAUAUCGUUGAGAACAUUAACGUAGCGG